Molecule: messenger RNA, 1596 nt
Organism: Exophiala oligosperma
Lineage: Eukaryota; Fungi; Ascomycota; Eurotiomycetes; Chaetothyriales; Herpotrichiellaceae
Exons: 2
Coding region: 43-705 (220 amino acids)
Source: RefSeq, a predicted model, not a curated record
GUGACUAUCCCAUAAUGCCAUUGCAGCAACCUUCGGCAUGCGAUGGCACCUAUCCGGCGCUACUUGCGCAUAAGCAAGCACUCUGUCCUUGAAUGCCGCAUUUUCCUUGAGAACCCUGCCGAUGAAUCUCGGUGGCUCCUUCGUGACAACGACCCUGCCCUACCACGCGUCUUUGAAGCAGUCAAGCCUUAUGUUCUGCCAAAAUUAAGGGAAGAGAAUGAGAGAGCACGAGGCAAGGGCAAGAAGAAGAAGAGCGUCAAGGAUGUUGUAAAGCAAGACGACUUUGAGGUGUCCAUAUUCCUUACAGAAAUCAGAACUCGGCAUUCCAUCCUAGUGAAAAACAAGACAUUUAAUGAACGGCCUCUGCUCGGGAGUAAUACUGGUGGCACCUCCAUAGGUGCUGCUCGAGAUUCGGUUAUAAUCCAGGAUGAAAGCGACGAAGAGGAUGUCAAUCUCGCUCAAAUCCCGCAAGCAGAGCACCACGACGAGGAAUCUGACGCUGUGAUGCCCACUAUAGACGAUGACGAUAAGAAAAAACUUGGGUUCAAGACAACCUACGAAGGUUUCAGUAUAUGGGGCUGGGUGCUCUGCCUCUUCAUCGAGCGCAAGGGUGGACCGGGAAAGAAAUCAUCAGGAGUCGAGGCUCAGGCUCUCAUGCAAGAUUGGAUAGCUUCCACACAAGGACAGGAAGAAGACGAUACCUGAAGAUCUUUCCCUUUUCGUGGUCUGCGCCGUAAGCGAGUUGCAUGCUGUCACAGCAACAGAUGCUCAAGAAUGUGAUUAUGAAACAACCUCAAUUCCAGCAGCCACUCGAGCAAGUCUGUAGCUAGCCGAAGCAAUUUUCUGGACUGGAAAUUUGCUCGCGGAGUGGAAAGGUGUCGAGGCGGUCAGCCAUGAGCCCUUGGCCUGUCAAAUUUGAUGCCAUAUCACGACCCCAGGAUUCACCACAUUUCAGCUCAUGCAAAGGGAUGGAGGAAUUGUUCUAGACACUGCAUCAAGAGAAGCGAGGUGUGUGACAUAUCUCAAGUCACCGUGAUUUUGGGAUCCAUCACGAUGCAUCGUGGCGCUUUGUCACGCAAUCUCCACGUGGUGGCUGCAAGAACAACCCAUUUCUCCUGAGGCCCUGCAUGAGAAAGAUGCAAGCCAACCUCUUACGGUCAGAGCCGAUCCCACCUCGCCUCGGCGCGCAAUUGCAACACUAUCCCUCCGUACGGAGUACUACGUGUCGUUAUCCUGAUUAUGUGCAGGACGGAGUACGAGAAACGAGAUUAUCAAUAGGGCAAGAGCUCCAAAUAUUGCAUGUAGGCUCAUUCGGUAAUCGAAUUGACGAAACACCUGUGCAUAAACGGCGCCUGAAAUCGCCAUGUUGUUUGUUAUUCUGUCUCAUACAUCUUGUCGGCUGCAUGUUUCAAUCCUGCGACACAUUUGAAGCGUUGAGCCAUACUCCAUACAGGGUUUCAAGGUACAGCGACAUGCCUCGAUCCAUGUUUGCCCAGAUUGCCACAAGGCGACAAUGUGUUCUUCGUGGAACACUUUCAAACCCUUUACCGCCAUCAGCAACCAUGACGAUGGCGAAGAGGCAGCGGCUACUGCGAG